GGUUUGACACGUUAAACGUGUGUUCUCACCUAUGGAAGUUGUUACUCACUAUCAUCUCACCUUUUGUAAUCGAUUUUAGAUUUAUGUAAUGCAAUGGUUUACAAAGGUAUGGCCUAUUGUACCUUAUAUAUCUCAGGCUUAUAAUGCUAUGUAAUUUAUACAUAUUAAACUCAUUACAAAACAAUAAUUAAUAAUAGUAAUUAGAGAUACGCCGCCGGAAAACGUUCCCACUUUAAACCAGUCUGAUAACACAGCAUCGACAUAUUAAUAAUAAUAAGUAGGGACUCGUUGUAUAUAACGUAAGACCAUCCCGAUCAAUUAAUUUCUACUUUUAGUCUUAUUUUAUGUAUGCAUAAAUUAAUCAUGCUAUCGUUAGCCGGUACGACGUUUUUUUCUGGCACAUGGAGUAUGUACACGGGCGCGUUGUUCUUAGUUUUAGGGUGUUUAUUUUAUUACUUUAGCAUUUCCACUUAUGGAUAUUGGCGCAAAAGAAACGUGCCGUACGGCCGACCACUGCCAAUGUUUGGAAAUUUCGCAACUUCAUCUUUCGGAAUCGAACACAUUUCUGAUCUUUUCAACAGAUUGUAUAAACACAGUUCUGGACACAAGUACUGGGGAAUUUACCAGAUGAGAGCGCCAACGUUAAUGCUUCGCGAUCCGGAUCUCAUAACUAAGGUACUCAUCAAGGAUUUCUCACAUUUCACUGACCACGGUGUACCUGUAGAUGUCAACACUACUCCUUUAACGAACCAUCUAUUCACGAUGAAAGGACAGAAGUGGAAAAUUAUGAGAAGCAAAAUGAGCCCAGUUUUUACAUCUUCAAAGCUAAAAAACAUGCAAGAUCAGAUUAAUGAAUGUGGUGACCAAUUGAUGAAGAAUUUGGAAAUGAAUUUAAUUCAAUCGGACAUGUUAGAAGUGCGUGACAUCAUGGGCGAUUAUUCGACGGACGUAAUCGGUACUUGCGCUUUUGGGCUUCAGUUAAACGCCAUCGUUGAUAAAGAUUCGCAAUUCCGGAAAGCCGGAAAAGCCGUGUUCACGGCGACACUUAGAAAUGUUGUGAAAGAUUUGAUCACGUUUAUUUCACCAUCACUUAGGAAAAUGUUGAAAAUAGGCGACUUUCCUCCAGAGGCAUCAGGCUUUUUCGAAUCUUCGUUUAACCAAACGAUGGCGUACAGAACACAAAACAAUAUUGUGAGAAACGAUCUUGUGCAGUGUUUGAUGCAGGCUAGACAAGAUUUAAUCGUUAACAAAUUAGAACCAUCAGUGAUCUAUAGAGAAACGGAUAUAGCUGCAAACGCUUUUCUCAUGUUUCUUGCUGGGUUUGAGACGGUUUCGACUACCAUGAGCUACUGUUUAUAUGAACUGGCUCUAAAAAAUCAUAUCCAAGACCGUGUUCGCGAUGAAAUCUUGACCGCAAUGUCUAAACAUAACAGCGAGCUCAAUAACGAUUUCUUAACAGAACUUUCAUACCUGGAAAUGGUCAUAUCAGAAACUCUACGUAUGUAUCCACCUUUAUCGAUUAUUAUCAGAGAAGCUACAAAGUCCUACAAAGUUCCUGGAGAAGAUUUGGUAAUAGAAAAGGGUACUAAAAUCGCUAUACCUGCAUACAGCCUACACAUGGAUCCAAUGUAUUACCCUGAUCCGAAUACGUUCAAUCCAGAACGUUUUACACCCGAAGAAAAAGCCAAAAGGCCAAGUGGUGUUUACAUGCCUUUCGGAGAAGGGCCUCGUAUAUGUUUAGGAAAACGUUUUGCCGAAAUGGAGAUGAAAUUGGCACUUUCUAAACUAUUAACUAUGUACCAAAUAGAACCUUGUGAAAAAACUGAUGUUCCCAUGAAACCGAAAAAGCUAGCUCUAACUACUGUUCCCGAAAACGGAAUAUGGUUAAGAUUUAAACAAAGUCCAAUCAUGUUAUCGUUAGUCGGUACAUCGAUUUUUACCGGCACUUGCUUUAUGUACACGUGCGCGUUGUUCUUAGUUUUAGGGUGUUUAUUAUAUUACUUUAGCAUUUCCACUUAUGGAUAUUGGCGCAAAAGAAACGUGCCGUACGGCCGACCACUGCCAAUGUUUGGAAAUUUCGCAACUGUCAUCUUUGGAAUCGAACACAUUUCUGAUCUUUUCAACAGAUUGUAUAAACAAAGUUUUGGACACAAGUACUGGGGAAUUUACCAGAUGAGAGCGCCAACAUUAAUGCUUCGCGAUCCGGAUCUCAUAACUAAGGUACUCAUAAAGGAUUUCUCACAUUUCACAGACAAAUUUAUGCCUUUGGAUGUCAAUGCUACUCCUCUGUCGAACCAUUUGUUUGCGAUGAAAGGACAGAAAUGGAAAAUUAUGAGAAGCAAAAUUAGCUCAGUUUUUACAUCAUCAAAACUAAAAAACAUGCACUAUCAGAUUAAAGAAUGUAGUGACCAAUUGAUGAAGAAUUUGGAAAUGAAUUUAAUUCAAUCGGACGUGUUAGAAGUGCGUGACAUCAUGGGUGAUUAUUCGACGGACGUAAUCGGUACUUGCGCUUUUGGGCUUCAGUUAAACGCCAUCGUUGAUAAAGAUUCGCAAUUCCGGAAAGCCGGAAAAGCCGUGUUCACGGCGACACUCAGAUUGCUUAUGAGAGAUGUUAUCACGUAUAUUUCGCCAUCGUUUAGGAAAAUGUUGAACUUUAGCGACUAUCCUCCAGAGGCAACACAAUUUUUCGAAUCAUCGCUUAACCAAACGAUGGACUACAGAAGAAAAAACAAUAUUGUGAGAAACGAUCUUGUGCAGUGUUUGAUGCAGGCUAGACAAGAUUUAAUCAUCAACAAAUUGGAACCAUCAGUGAACUACAAAGAAACAGAUAUAGCAGCAAACGCUUUUAUCACGUUCCUUGCUGGGUUUGAGACGGUUUCGACUACCAUGAGCUACUGUUUAUAUGAACUGGCUCUAAAAAAUCAUAUCCAAGACCGUGUUCGCGAUGAAAUCUUGACCGCAAUGUCUAAACAUAACAGCGAGCUCAAUAACGAUUUCUUAACAGAACUUUCAUACCUUGAAAUGGUCAUAUCAGAAACUCUACGUAUGUAUCCGCCAUUAUCAAUAAUCUUCAGAGAAGCUUCAGAGUCUUACAAAGUUCAUGGAGAAGAUUUGGUAAUAGAAAAAGGAACUAAAAUCGCUAUACCUGCAUACAGCCUACACAUGGACCCAAUGUAUUACCCGGAUCCGAUUACCUUCAAUCCGGAACGUUUUACACCCGAAGAAAAAGUCAAAAGACCAAGUGGUGUUUACAUGCCUUUUGGAGAAGGACCUCGUAUAUGUUUAGGAAAGCGUUUUGCCGAAAUGGAGAUGAAAUUGGCACUUUCUAAACUAUUAAUUAAGUACCGAGUAGAGCCUUGUGAAAAAACUGAUGUUCCCAUGAAACCGAAAAAGAUAGCUAUAACUACUUGUCCCGAAAAUGGAAUAUGGUUGAGAUUUAAACGUAUUGAUUCUUAAAUCAUUUUUGUUAUGAUGUAAAAUCUAAUAAUGAUUGUUAUAUGAUAAAUUAAUCAUCAUAAGUAAGAAAUAAUAACAUAAUAUCAGACAUUUUUUUUGCCUAUCUGUUCUUAGUUAAUUUUAGCUAUGUAUUAGUUUGUAUUAUUAUCUUAUGAUAAAAUAGUUCAUUUUCAAUCGUCUUCAAUUAAUAUUUAUUGACUUUCUAUACGAUAUUAUGAUCUUUACUAUAGCUAUUAAAAUGCAAUAAAAUGUUUGUAUUUAUAGCUAUAUUCUUUUUCAAAAAAAUGUAUGUACUAACUC
Messenger RNA from Adelges cooleyi (spruce gall adelgid), 3756 nucleotides. RefSeq lists its product as uncharacterized. The record is from RefSeq and is a predicted model, not a curated record. NCBI's taxonomy places the organism in Eukaryota, Metazoa, Arthropoda, Insecta, Hemiptera, Adelgidae. Gene Ontology annotation, molecular function: monooxygenase activity; heme binding; oxidoreductase activity, acting on paired donors, with incorporation or reduction of molecular oxygen.